Sporothrix schenckii 1099-18 is the source of this 1680-nucleotide messenger RNA. Its product is annotated as cell division control protein 7. Gene Ontology annotation, cellular component: nucleus. The transcript is spliced from 2 exons. The record is from RefSeq and is a predicted model, not a curated record. Gene Ontology annotation, molecular function: protein serine/threonine kinase activity; ATP binding. Gene Ontology annotation, biological process: protein phosphorylation; mitotic DNA damage checkpoint signaling. Lineage: Eukaryota; Fungi; Ascomycota; Sordariomycetes; Ophiostomatales; Ophiostomataceae. Bases 1 to 1680 code for a protein of 559 amino acids.
AUGGCGACAGGCUUGCGGAGGAAGCGGGAUGACGAGCCAUUCAAGAUUCACGAGGACAUGGCGUUCCGGGAAGAUACGCCGAUGAUCAACGACGUCGUGGCGCACAUUCAGUCGACUCAAGACGAUGGGGACGACGACGACGACCAGCCGGACGAGCAUGAAGAAGACCAGGACGAUCAAGGCUAUGGUGGUGAGAAUGACGACGACGACGACGCACACGAGGAAGAGGUGGUCAUAUUAGGCGAAGGGGUCGAGGAGGACGAUGAAGAAGACGCCGAGACGGCAAAAAGCGAGGCAGAAGAAGGCCCCGACGACAAUAAUGGCGAGGACGACAUUGACGAAGGUGGAGACACCUCGGACGACGAUGUCAUCGACGAGGCCGUGCAGUAUGACAUGGAGAAGCUGCAGGCCACGUUUCCAAGCUUCCGCAACCAGUUCCGGCUCAUCAAGCGAAUCGGCGAGGGCACAUUCUCGACGGUGUACAAGGCAGAGGACCUGCAGUACGAGCGCUACGACAACUCCUGGGACCUGGACAAGGACGCUGAGAAGUGGUCAUCCCCGCCGCUCAAGCGCACAAGGACAGUCGGCGGCGCACGGCGGUCUGACCGGCUUCUUGACGAACACGACGAGCGUCAUCUCUCACAGGACAGGAAACCCCGGCGUCGCGCCAAGUACGUCGCCAUCAAGAAGAUCUACGUCACAUCCAGCCCGCUGCGCAUCCUCAACGAGCUCGAGCUGCUGCACGACCUGCGGUCGUCACCGUCCGUCUGCCCGCUCAUCACCGCCUUCCGCAGCACGGAUCAGGUUGUCGCCGUUCUGCCCUACUUCCGGCACCAGGAUUUCCGCGAGUACUAUCGCCACAUGAAGGUGACGGACAUGGCCAUCUACCUGCGGUCGCUCUUCGAGGCGCUUGCCGCCGUGCAUCGCGCCAACAUUCUGCACCGCGACAUCAAGCCAACGAAUUUCCUGUAUGAUCCUUCGACAGGCCGCGGCGUGCUCGUCGACUUUGGCCUGGCCGAGCGCGAGGGCAGCGACACGAAGCCCUGUCUAUGCCACGAGGUGGAGAGCGUGCGCAAGGCACGCAUUCGCGCGGCCUAUGUGCCGAACGCGGCGCACAACGGCUACCCCAAGUCGGAUACGCGUCCGUCGCGGCGGGCGAACCGUGCGGGCACGCGUGGGUUCCGCGCACCCGAAGUGCUGUUCAAGUGCACAGAGCAGACCACCAAGAUCGAUAUAUGGUCCGUCGGCGUCAUCUUGUUGACCCUCCUGUCACGGCGGUUCCCCUUCUUCAACAGCGCGGACGACGUGGAGGCCAUGAUUGAGAUUGCGACCAUCUUUGGCAGCAAGCGCAUGAAAAUUGCCGGCCAAUUACACGGGUGCAUGUUCGAGACGACGAUUCCGACCGUCGGCCGUGAAGGGUUCAGCCUGGAGCGGAUCAUCCUGUGGAGCAACUGCCGCAUCGACAACAGCAAGACGCUGGUGCCGCUGAGCGAGGACGAGAAGCUGGCGGUCAAGUUUUUGAACCGAUGCCUGGACCUGGACCCGAGCAGCCGCAUCAGCGCUGAAGAAGCGCUGAAGCAUGAGUUCUUGUCGAGCAAAAUGACGGGCCGUGGCGGCCAUGGCCGCCAUGGCCGCGACCAGUAUGCCGACGAGGAGGAGGAUGAAAUGGACAUGAUUUGA